AUGGAGGGCCUGGGCCGCUCGUGCCUGUGGCUGCGCCGGGAGCUGUCGCCCCCGCGGCCUCGGCUGCUGCUCCUGGACUGCCGCAGCCGCGAGCUGUACGAGUCGGCGCGCAUCGGCGGGGCGCUGAGCGUGGCCCUGCCCGCGCUGCUGCUGCGCCGCCUGCGGAGGGGGAGCCUGUCGGUGCGCGCCCUCCUGCCCGGGCCGCCGCUGCAGCCGCCCCCGCCCGCCCCGGUGCUCCUGUACGACCAGGGCGGGGGCCGGCGCCGGCGCGGGGAGGCCGAGGCCGAGGAGUGGGAGGCCGAGUCGGUGCUGGGCACGCUGCUCCAGAAGCUACGGGAGGAAGGCUACCUGGCCUACUACCUCCAGGGUGGCUUCAGCCGAUUCCAGGCCGAGUGUCCUCACUUGUGUGAGACCAGCCUCAAUGGCCGUGCUGGCUCGAGCGUGACCCCAAUGCCCAGCCCAGUGCCCGUAGUGGGGCUGGGUGGCCUGUGCCUGGGCUCCGACUGCUCUGAUGCGGAAUCCGAGGCUGACCGCGACUCCAUGAGCUGUGGCCUGGAUUCGGAAGGUGCCACGCCCCCCCCAGCGGGGCUGCUGCCAUCCUUCCCUGUCCAGAUCCUGCCCAACCUCUACCUGGGUAGUGCCCGGGAUUCAGCCAACUUGGAGAGCCUGGCCAAGCUGGGCAUCCGCUACAUCCUCAAUGUCACCCCCAACCUCCCUAACCUCUUUGAGAAGAAUGGCGACUUUCACUACAAGCAGAUCCCCAUCUCUGACCACUGGAGCCAGAACUUGUCCCAGUUCUUUCCGGAGGCCAUUGCAUUCAUUGACGAGGCCUUGUCCCAGAACUGCGGGGUGCUCGUCCAUUGCCUGGCAGGGGUCAGCCGCUCUGUCACGGUCACCGUGGCCUACCUCAUGCAGAAGCUCCACCUCUCGCUCAACGACGCCUACGACCUGGUCAAGAGGAAGAAGUCUAACAUCUCCCCCAACUUCAACUUCAUGGGGCAGCUGCUGGACUUUGAGCGCAGCCUGCGGCUGGAGGAGCGGCGCUCCCGGGAGCGGGAGCGGGAGCCAGGCGGCGGGCAGGACUCCGCCUGCGACCCGCCCUCCUUCUUCACCACCCCCACCAGCGAUGGCGUCUUCCAGCUGGACCCCACCUAGGGCCCCCAGGCCCGGUGGGUGUUCCCGGCCGGCAGGGGCGGGGCCGGGCGGGGCGGCGGCGCAAUACCUCACGCGGCUGUGGAGGGAGGCUUGGGGCUGAGCAGGGACCUGCCCUGCCCACUGGAGACAUCCGCGGGAAUCCUGCGACACGUGCCUAUGGGCCGGCCCUGGGGCCGCCCGCCUGACCCACCCUGCUCUCAGGCGGGGCCACGCUCCAGAACCUGCCUCUUCUUCGACUGUUACUUUUUUCUUUGCGGGGGGGAUUCCCUAUCUGAGGAACCAUUCCAGGUGGCUGCCUGUUCCCCAGCCCAGGCCCUGGGUGCUCGGCCAGCUCUGCUGGGCCCUGGGCCUCCCUGCAGUUCCCCCUUCAAGAAGGGUGUGUGCCACCUCAUUUGCCACAGGGACUGGCUCCUAGUCCCUUUCGUGUCCCUAACUUGCCACUUGGGGAGUUCGCCACCAUCACCAGUGCAGUCACAUCCCUGCUUUUCCGCCAAGGGCUUGGGCCUUUCGGGGCUGAGGGCCUUCCAGGGGAUGUGGACCCAGAGGUGGAGCAGCCACCGGGCAUCCAUAGCCUGGGAGCACUGGACAGGUUCCCCUCCACACAUCUGGCACCCUGUUUUUUUCCUCUUCCCCCAGAUGUCUUGACGGGAUCACUGGGGCUCUUUGUGACUGGGGGUGGUCAAACUGCCACCGGAGGAGAUGGGGUCUCAGAGCAAGAGCCCGGGAGGGGGAGGGGAAGAAGGAGGCUCGAUUUUGCUGCUGCGGGGCCCACACAGCCCUGUCGGUUUUGGGGGCGGGGAAGGGGCCAAGCUGCAGACACACAGAGUCAUUUAUUGCAGUCCCACCCCUGCGGGUGGCAGGCGCCUUCGUGUGUGUGCAUGUUGCGCUCACACGCGCA
This is a messenger RNA of Propithecus coquereli (Coquerel's sifaka), 2053 nucleotides long. RefSeq names its product dual specificity phosphatase 9 (gene DUSP9). The transcript has 3 exons. Gene Ontology annotation, biological process: negative regulation of MAPK cascade; protein dephosphorylation. Lineage: Eukaryota; Metazoa; Chordata; Mammalia; Primates; Indriidae. The record is from RefSeq and is a predicted model, not a curated record. Gene Ontology annotation, molecular function: MAP kinase tyrosine/serine/threonine phosphatase activity; protein tyrosine/threonine phosphatase activity. Gene Ontology annotation, cellular component: cytosol; cytoplasm. Bases 1 to 1155 code for a protein of 384 amino acids.